Molecule: messenger RNA, 812 nt
Organism: Penaeus indicus
Lineage: Eukaryota; Metazoa; Arthropoda; Malacostraca; Decapoda; Penaeidae
Exons: 7
Coding region: 48-812 (254 amino acids)
Molecular function (GO): calcium ion binding
Source: RefSeq, a predicted model, not a curated record
AAGAUUUAGAAGGGAGAGUUAGCCUUACUCUGCUAGAACUGAAGAAAAUGCCCCAAAGCAGGUUAGAGAGACGGAACAUUGUCAAAGUAGCAGAAUAUGUUAGCAGCCAGUUACGAGGGAAAAGUUGUGAUAUUGGAGCCUCUCUAAAGGAGAUCGGUCCUCAUCAGAUCUGGCACCAGGUAGAUUCCCAGCACAUGACCCCAGAUGAUCAGCUGCUUCGGUCCCCAGGCUACAGAGAACAAGAUAUUGAACUUUUGUAUGAAGAAUAUGUAAGGCGAAGCUACCCACAUUCUACAGUCUGUUUUAGAGACAUGAAGCCAUUUCUUACAGAUUUAGGAUGGAAGGAUAAGGAAGCUGAUAUAUUCAGGGCCAUGGAUGGGCAGAAGACCGGAGAGUUAGGGCCAAGGGAAUUCAUUCUUGGACUAACAGCAAUGGAUCCCAUGACCAGCCAUGGAAAAGGACCUGCAGAAAUACGAUGUCGUUAUAUAUUCAAGUACUAUGAUAAGAAUGAUGAUGGUCACCUUCAAGUAAGCGAGCUGAAGGAGUUGGUGAAGGACAUCGCUGAGCUCCAAGGUCUCGAUGUUACUCCCAAGACUCUGGAGGAAAGGACCAAGAAAGCUUUAGAAACGUUUGACAUUGAAGAUGAUUCAAAGUUAUCUCUCAACAACUUCCUUGUCUGCGUUGGUAACCUACGUUUCAGAGGAACGUCACUACUCCUCCGUGCUAAUAUGUCAAUCAUCCCACAUCUGGUACACAAGUAUGGACCGUCCAGCAAUACUGAUGACAGCUUACACUUGCUAAAGGAUGAAUGA